Messenger RNA from Iphiclides podalirius (scarce swallowtail), 1233 nucleotides. NCBI's taxonomy places the organism in Eukaryota, Metazoa, Arthropoda, Insecta, Lepidoptera, Papilionidae. The record is from the annotation of a GenBank genome assembly.
AUGUCAGCAGGGGACAUGUCCGUGUCGGCCGCCAGGGCGGGACCUGCGGCGCGCUGGCACCCCGCCUGCUUCGUCUGCACCACUUGCCAGGAGCUGCUGGUGGACCUGGUAUACUUCUGGAAGGACGGCCGCCUCUACUGCGGCAGGCACCACGCGGAGACUCUGAAGCCACGCUGCUCGGCGUGCGACGAGAUCAUCCUGGCGGACGAGUGCACCGAGGCGGAGGGGCGCGCUUGGCACAUGAAGCACUUCGCGUGCGCCGAGUGCGCGCGCCAGCUGGGCGGGCAGCGCUACAUAAUGCGCGAGGCGCGGCCCUACUGCCUGCCCUGCUUCGACGGCUGCUUCGCCGAGUACUGCGACGCGUGCGGCGAGCCCGUCGGCGUGGACCAGGGCCAGAUGUCGCACGAGGGCCAGCACUGGCACGCCACCGAGCGCUGCUUCGCGUGCCACACGUGCCGCGCCAGCCUCCUCGGCCGCCCCUUCCUGCCGCGCCGCGGCGCCAUCUACUGCUCCAUCGCGUGCUCGCGCGGCGAGCCGCCCACGCCGUCCGACUCCUCGGGGCCGGGGGCGAGGCCGCCGCGCGCCCCCCGCCCCCGCCGCCCGCCCUCGCCCCGCUCGCCGCGCCGCUCGCCGCCGCCGAGCGAGCCCUCGCCCCCGCCGGACGCGGACUCGGAGCCGAGCGGCUCCCUCGCGCCGGAGACGCCGCCCCCGCAGCCGCCGCCCCCGCCCCCGCCCCACGCCUGUCUCAGCCUCGACCGGGCGCUGGCCGACCUUAGGCUGGAGCAGUCGCUGGCCGAGCACCAGGUCCAGCCGACACCGGACUCGGAGGAGAUGAAACCGAUCGCGGCCGACGACUGGAGGCCGCCGCAUCCCGUGGAGGCGCAGGCGGUCGUGGCGCCCGGCCACUCGUCCUCGAUGCCCGAGCUGACGGUGGCGGACGGGAGGCGGUCGGGGCGGCCGCGGGGCGGCAGGACGGUGAGGUUCUGCGGCGACGACAACCGCGCCUUCGAGCCGGACGAGCCGGUGCGGAGGGAGAAGGCCCGGGAGGAGGACGCGAGCAGCUACUGCAGCACGUGCUCCUCGUCGUCGUCGUCCAACGAAUCGUACACGCUGCCCGCGAGGAGAGCGUACGGCGGCGUGCGGAUCUCGUACGUGCCCAACGACGCGGUGGCGUGCGCGAGGCGAGAGCGCCAGCGGAAGAACGUGAGCCGAGACAACAACUGUAUCAUCUCG